Molecule: messenger RNA, 1953 nt
Organism: Necator americanus (New World hookworm)
Lineage: Eukaryota; Metazoa; Nematoda; Chromadorea; Rhabditida; Ancylostomatidae
Exons: 16
Coding region: 1-1953 (650 amino acids)
Biological process (GO): stabilization of membrane potential; potassium ion transmembrane transport
Cellular component (GO): plasma membrane
Molecular function (GO): potassium ion leak channel activity; outward rectifier potassium channel activity
Source: RefSeq, a predicted model, not a curated record
AUGUCGUCAAGAUGGACUUCUUCCAGAUCAGCAGAUAAAAAAACUCUGAAAGAAGAGAUGCUAAUGCCAGAAAACAAUGCCGACUGUGGAUGUAAGAAUGAUUGCAAAUCGAAACGAGAAAAGCGUUUUCAAUCGACCAAAGUGAAGCAAUUUAGAGAUAUCAGCGAGGAAAGCGAAGGCGCAAAUUCUCGGAUGUCAACCUCACCGAGUACGCAAGAUUCAAUCAUGCCGAGCACUUCGGAAUCGGCAACGUCGGAAAAAAGUAAAAUUGAGGAGAAGAUUGAAGCUGAAAAUGUCAAUGAUGUGAAGGAAUCUGCUGUAAAUCCGGAGAUUGUCGUCGAGAAUACGGAAGUUCCUAAGAGGUUCCUACCACGAAGUAUAUCCGAAUGUGAAGCGAAUGACGAUCGUGACAGUCAACGUUCCAUACUUCGGAAUCCUCAGCUGGCGAAAAUCCGACCGAUCAUGGAAAAACGGCAAUCGUUCGAUUUACCGCUUGAACGGCCGAUAAACGAUAGCACUAACGAGAUGGACGUGAUCGAACGCUACUACCAGAGGAAUCAGGCCACGAUCAAUAGUCUUCAAAGCCGGAAUAUGGAUACGGUCCGCGCCCGAGCAACGGAACGACGUCAUCCCGUAUCGCUGGCGUCGAGAAGGAGCGAACAAUCGGAAGCGGUCAUGCCGUCGAUGAACAUCAGAGAAAGAAAAAAUUUUAACAAAUCGUUCUACUGGAUAGCGGCGAAUCACAAGAAGAUUGGCUUUCGACAUAUUUGCAUGUUGUUGCUGGUUCUCGUUUAUACUUUGCUGGGCGCUUUAAUGUUCUACCUCAUCGAGUCGAAUUACGAGAGGAACACCGUUGUAAUUCGCAAAGGUGCACUUGACAAAACAAUCCUAGGAAUUGCGACCGAGAUGACAAAUAAGGUCAAUGAUCCGGAUGAAACUGUAAAUGUGACUAUGAUGGAGGAAUAUAUCAAGAGAGCUUACGUCACCCUUUUACAACAAGAAUCAGCGUACAAAGGUAGCACAUUCUACAAAUCCGAGGAUCCAGACAAUAACUAUAAAUGGACAUUCGGAAGUGCAUUCUUUUUCUCGAUGAAUGUCUAUACAACAACUGGAUACGGCUCAAUUGCACCGGAAUCGAUUGCUGGAAAAUCAUGCGUGAUGGUUUAUGGUUUUCUUUUCGUACCGUUGACACUUGUUGUCCUUCGAGACCUCGGUCAAUGGGCGCUCGUGCACACAACAAAGAUUUACGCUCGACUACUAAUAAUGUUCAGAAGAGCCCGCGGCUACGGAGAAACAAAAGACGAUGAAAUGAUCAGUUUACCGAUAAAAUUCUGUAUGGGAAUAAUGCUUGGCUACCUGUUAUUUGCCAGCUUGUUCAUUUACGAAUACGAUGCGUUAUCUGGGCCGGCUGGUUCCGGAAUGGACUUCUUCCAUUCAUUCUACUUCUCUUUUAUAUCAAUGACAACUAUAGGACUUGGCGAUAUCAUGCCGAACAAUGUUACGUUUGCCCCAAUCAUCACUGUUCUAUUCUUCUUCGGCAUGCCAAUCCUUAAGGUGGUCAACAGAAGCACGUACAUUUGCGUGGAAAAUGGAGUUUUUGGCACAAUGACAGUGUUUGAGAAUCGUCUGGACAGUUGCUGGACCGGGGUACAACCGAAUGAUGCAGAGGCACAAGCUGUAUCUCCACGGCCGUCAAUAAGAAGUCGUGGAACCGCCACCCCCGAACGAGAUGAUGAAUCAUCCGAUGAGGAGAGUCAAGCGAAUCAAUUCCUGAACAAUUUCACGAUUCGUUCGAUUGCCACGUUCAUGAAAUCACAAUCGGACGUGUACGGUGGCGAUUUCGGACGAGUUAACCUGAGACGCGGCGAUUUACUCCCGCAUAACAACGAGAACACAGUUCGUUCGGUCUCGUCAACAACGCGUCGCGCCGGUGAUCCCUCGGCGCGUUACUAG